AUCGCAGGGGAGGAGCUCGGUGUUCAAAACACAGCCUGCUCAGUCCCUGGGCUUUUUUUUAUGCUUCCUGUCUUGUUUUUGCGCUUGUUUUCUUGCAGCUGCCUCGUUUAUUCGUGCUCCUUUACGCGUUUUUAUUUCCUUUCUUAAACGAACCGAUUAUCAAACAUAGAAUGUGGCUACUCACCGCGAAUUACGCACGAUAUUUACUACUUCAGAGCAACGCCUUUAUUUGCAGCGUCCCGCCUCGGUUUGCUUAUUAAUUUUUUUUUGACCAUGGACUAAUUCUAAAAAGACGUAUAAAUGCACCCGCCAUCGAGGAGCUAUCGUGCAUUUCAACUACGAGAGGUGCGUGGGCCUCGCCUGCAUCGUGGCCCGGGCGCUGCUGGCCAUGAAGGGUCCGGGCGUCGCAGAGAACCGCCGGCUGCUCGGCCUGCUGGAGGCGGCGCUGAUACGGGAGGCGCGCCUCUGGAAGGCCCCAGUCUUCAAGGGCGGAUGCGUCCAGGGUGCUGACAUGUCGUCGUCCCAACACCAAGACAUGAUCGUGUGGCUGGGGGGCAUGAACAGACGCUUCCACUUCUGUCCAGAGACCUUUGCAUUGGGCGUGUGCGUCCUCAACCGGAUGCUCUCCACCGUCAAAGCGCAGCCAAAAUACUUAAAAUGUAUCGCUUUUACCUCCCUGGUCCUCGCUGCCAAAAUCAACGAGGAAGAUGAGGUCAAAGGUUCGGUCAGCGACUUGGUUGCACAGAGCGGCUGCAGCUUUUCGACGGCGGAGAUCGUUCGGAUGGAGCGCAUCAUUCUGGACAAGCUGCACUGGGACUUGUACACCUCCACGCCCGUCGACUUCAUUCACAUUGUAAGAUCGUCGUUAGCCAUAGUUUUUGGGCUUUUUUUUUUUUUUUUUUGGUUGAGACUAUUUUUCUUUCCGGCAAAGAUUUCUCACACGCAUCUUGUAACAUCAGGCGGUGAUUUGUCUAAUCUCCCGCCGUGCUUCCUCCAGAGCCGUUAAUCUCGUCAACCUACAUUUCGUCCAUAAGAAUCAACAGCAGAUGGGAAGUUCUUAAAGCCACAAUCUCGCCAGAACAAAAUGACACUUUUCCCAUCUUGGAUUAAAAUAAUGCCCCUUUCCCACUGUAUGGUGCCUCCUUUGCUCUGCUCUAUUGAUUUUUUUCUCGACAGCAAAAGAGGAACUACCACUGCUUGUUGGUCAAGUAUAGUACAGCUAGAAGUGGCAAAAAUAAAUACACAAGCUAACGUUAGAUUACCCUGUUGUUGCUGUACUAUACUCCGAAAUUUUUUUUUUUUUUUU
Hippocampus comes (tiger tail seahorse) is the source of this 1306-nucleotide messenger RNA. RefSeq names its product cyclin I family, member 2 (gene ccni2). The transcript is spliced from 5 exons. NCBI's taxonomy places the organism in Eukaryota, Metazoa, Chordata, Actinopteri, Syngnathiformes, Syngnathidae. Bases 389 to 1006 code for a protein of 205 amino acids. The record is from RefSeq and is a predicted model, not a curated record.